This is a messenger RNA of Eptesicus fuscus (big brown bat), 1432 nucleotides long. Its product is annotated as acidic mammalian chitinase-like. The transcript has 11 exons. Gene Ontology annotation, molecular function: chitin binding; chitinase activity. Lineage: Eukaryota; Metazoa; Chordata; Mammalia; Chiroptera; Vespertilionidae. Gene Ontology annotation, cellular component: extracellular region. The record is from RefSeq and is a predicted model, not a curated record. Gene Ontology annotation, biological process: chitin catabolic process; carbohydrate metabolic process. The coding region runs from base 1 to 1392 and encodes 463 amino acids.
AUGGGCAAGUUGCUGAUUCUUGCUGGGGUGGCCCUCCUGCUGCAGCUGGGCACAGCAACCAAAAUUGUGUGCUACUUCACCAACUGGAGCCAGUACCGCCCUGGCAUUGCCAGCUACAUGCCCGAGAACGUGGACCCUUGCCUGUGCACGCACAUCAUCUAUGCCUUCGCUGGCAUGGCCAACAACCAGAUCACAACCAUCGAGUGGAACGAUGAGGUCCUCUACGCCGGCAUCAAUGGCCUCAAGAACUACAACACCGAACUGAAAACCCUGCUGUCUGUCGGGGGCUGGAACUUUGGGACCCAGGGGUUCUCCGACAUGGUGGCCACUGCGGAGACCCGCCGGACCUUCAUCCAGUCGGCCAUCCGGUUUCUGAGGAAGUACAACUUCGAUGGGCUGGACAUUGACUGGGAGUAUCCUGGCAACCGUGGCAGCCCGGCUGACACCCAGCAGCUCUUCACCGUCCUGUUGAAGGAAAUGUAUGAGGCUUUUGAGCAGGAGGCCACCCAGAGCGACAAGCCCAGGUUGCUGAUUUCUGCUGCUGUGUCGGCCGGCAAAGGUACCAUUGAGACUGCCUACCAGAUCCCUGAGAUGUCUAAGUACAUGGACCUCAUCAACGUGAUGACCUAUGACCUAAGGGGCUCCUGGGAGGGCUUCACAGGAGAGAACAGCCCCUUGUUUGCAGGACCCAAUGACCAGGGAGACUACAAAUUCUUCAAUGUGGAUUAUGCGAUGAACUACUGGAAGAACCACGGGGCCCCUGUGGAAAAGCUGAUGGUGGGCUUUGGGGCUUAUGCCCGUACCUUCACUCUCACUAACCCUGCCAACCACGGCCUGGAUGCUCCCACCUCUGGCCCCGGGGCUGCCGGGCCAUAUACUCAGGAAGCUGGGACUCUUGCCUACUUUGAGGUCUGCUCCUUCCUGAAAGGAGCCACUGAGGUGUGGAACGCCCCCCAGGAGGUGCCCUAUGCCUACAAGGGGAACCAGUGGAUUGGGUAUGGCAACCCCAAGAGCUUCGCCCUCAAGGCCGAGUGGCUGCUGCAGAACGGCUUUGGAGGGGCCAUGGUCUGGGCCAUUGACUUGGACGACUUCACGGGCACUUUCUGUGGACAAGGCAGAUACCCUCUCAUGAACGCCCUCAAAUCUGCUCUCAGCGUCUCCACUCCCAAUUGCAGAGUGCCCACCUCUACCCCGGGCACCACCUCGGCCCCCAUCGUCACUGCGGCUCCUGUUGGCAAUCGUGGAUUCUGUGCUGGGAAGUCCAAUGGUCUCUACCCCAGCCCCACCAGCAAGCAAGCCUUCUACAACUGCGUGGGUGGGCACACCUACGAGGAGGCUUGUCAGACAGGCCUGGUCUUCGACACCAGCUGUUCUUGCUGUAACUGGCCUUAAACCACCCACCUGUUGGACCCAUUGGGAACUGUAGGACAGA